Caretta caretta (loggerhead turtle) is the source of this 703-nucleotide messenger RNA. Its product is annotated as platelet basic protein-like. NCBI's taxonomy places the organism in Eukaryota, Metazoa, Chordata, Testudines, Cheloniidae. Gene Ontology annotation, molecular function: chemokine activity. Gene Ontology annotation, biological process: immune response. Gene Ontology annotation, cellular component: extracellular region. The record is from RefSeq and is a predicted model, not a curated record.
GCCUUUAUAGAGCCUGGCUCCUGGCGUGCUGCUGCUUGUGGCACUCCCCAGAGCUAGCAUGUCCUCCAUCCCCCAGGCCGCCUUCGUAGGCAUGCUCCUCUUCUUCCUGUGCCCUGGGCACCGAACAGCCCGGCAGACCCAGGCAGUCCAUGUGCCUACGAGGUGCACGUGCUUGAAGUUCCAAGAGAAGGUUGACCCCAGAAUCAUAAGGGAUUUCCAGAUCAUUGAGAAGGGAGCCCACUGCCACCGCCAUGAGAUCAUAUUAACUGUGAGGCUCUGGGGAGCCCAGAGAGAAACGUGCCUCGACUCAUCCAAGAGGCAAGGGAAGAAUCUGCUGCACUGCUGGAAGAGAAACCUGAAGGACCACAGGAAGCAGCACCACUGCAUGACAAGAGGGCAGCGACGCAGGACCAGGCCAAAGCAGUGAGCACGAUGCACAGGCAAGGCCAGGCUCUGGGCUCCAGGGGCAGGCCUCCCACGGCUCCCCCUGCACGGGGACUAGCUGUGGCCACGCAAGAUGAAGCAUGAGAGAGACAAGCUUUUUAGCUACACUCAGCUCUUCUCCAGGUGUGGAGAGUGGUGUCUUACAAUGUAAAGCCCUUAUGAGGCACAGUCUGUCCCACCUUGGUUUCCUUCCCCAGACGUGAGGAGAGAGCUCUGUGAAGCUUGACAGCUUGUUCCUCCUCCCCCCCCACCAGAUAAU